AUGUGUGCAAGCCAUAUGCAUUUCAUCCAUGCGGUAGACACACAAACCAGACGUACUAUGGCGAGUGUCCUUCCAAAAAGUAUGAAACACCAGUAUGCACUGAUAAAUGCCAACGAGAUUGUAGCAAAAAAUUACUACACGAUAGCAGCAAACGAAGAAGCUAUCAAGGAAGAACUUAUGACGAACGGACUGGUGCAAUCAGCAUUUGAUACUUAUGUAGAUUUCCGGCCAUACUCUGGAGGGAUCUAUGAACACAUUGCUGGCGCACGCAGUGGAGGUCAUGCAAUCAAAAUUAUUGGUUGGGGUGUCGAGAAAGAAGGACAGAAAAGGCCUUACUGGAUUAUCGCUAAUUCGUGGAAUAUUGACUGGGGAGAAAAAGGAUUUUUCCGCAUGAUCAGAAGCAAAAACAACUGCAAACCGGAAGAGUUAGCAAAAGCUGGUAUGAUGGACGUCUAG
Messenger RNA from Cylicocyclus nassatus, 456 nucleotides. The record is from the annotation of a GenBank genome assembly. NCBI's taxonomy places the organism in Eukaryota, Metazoa, Nematoda, Chromadorea, Rhabditida, Strongylidae.